Molecule: messenger RNA, 2923 nt
Organism: Daucus carota subsp. sativus
Lineage: Eukaryota; Viridiplantae; Streptophyta; Magnoliopsida; Apiales; Apiaceae
Exons: 9
Coding region: 249-2654 (801 amino acids)
Biological process (GO): regulation of mRNA splicing, via spliceosome
Cellular component (GO): nucleus
Molecular function (GO): mRNA binding
Source: RefSeq, a predicted model, not a curated record
AUCGGAAAAUGAUGAAGGUGCAUGAUAACGCGUGCGCUAGUCCUCAUCUGAACGUCCUCUGAACUGAAAAAACACAAAAAAAUGCAAAGCCCUAAAAUUCUCAAAUAUUAAAACUUAGAACCCUAAAAAUCUGUAAUUAAUCGACCGUCUUAUACGAAUGCUGAGGAAGAAAAGCUGUUGUUUUGGCUCUUCAGACUACAAAUCUUGAACCGGUGUGACCAAUUAGAGGUGUGUACUUGAAGAUCAAGAUGAGCACCGAGGUUGAGCAGGCACCUAGAGUUGAUCAUGGAAUUCAGACCAACAUUACGUCCACCUCCUCUGCAGCCCCAACAAUUAGUCCUAAAAUUUCAAAGUUUGCAGCAAAGUCUGGAUUUGUGAUACCAAAAAAUAAGUUGUCAGGCUCGCUGGUACCUGCAUACCGGGGUAGUAAAAAGCUGGAAGGAACUGGUCCGAUUAGUGAAGAAAGCAGUAAACAGACUCAGAGGAAAACAAAAUGGGGGCCUGAUCUGACACAAGAUGCUGCUGUUAGAAAAGGAUUAGCUGCAGCUUAUCAGACUCGAGUGGAUCAAAUUACCAAGCAGUUGAAUUCAGGAAUCGUGGACAUCGAGGAAGAUCUAUCAGCUGCAUCUCAGACAUCUGGGCAGGAGUCUUCUCGUCAUAAUGAGAAGUCAGAACUGUUAGAACUUGAAAGGCGUGAAGCUAUUGGUGAAAUUUUGAAAUUAAACCCAAGCUACAAGGCUCCAGCUUACUAUAAACCCCUACUGCGAGAGGCCAGAGUUCCGGUUCCUGUCAAGGACUAUCCUGGAUUCAAUUUUAUUAGUCUGAUAUAUGGGCCUGGAAGUGACACUCAAAAACGACUGGAGAAGGAAACUGGAGCAAAAAUACGUGUUUUUGGUACCAAAUCUGACAAGGGAAAGAAGGAGGUCACUGCUGAUGAAAGCGAUAAUCAGAAUUUGUAUGAAGAGCUCUAUGUUCACGUUUCUGCUGACACGUAUGAGAAGGUCGAUGCAGCAGUUGCUCUAAUCGAAUUGCUGGUUACUCCAGUUUCAGUAAACCCUACAGUAAAUCCCACAUCAGCUACAGCAGUUUCCAGUGUUAAUGUUAAUGCUGUUCAAACCAGUCAAGGAUCCCCUGUCCCGUAUGUUAUAACUCCUCAAGUUAGCCAAGGAGUGGUUCAGUCGGUUACUGGUCCUGCGCUAGUUCAACCGUUUGGUCAGUUUCAGGCUUACCCAGGUCCAUGGUUUCCAACAAGUUCUCCUCUAGGUUUUGCCACUCAGCAAAAUUUGUCUGCACAAAUACCAAGUAGUCAUGUCCAAAUGUCAUCAGCAUCAUUAAACUCUAAUAUGUCAUCAUUCUUUGGACCUAGACCAGCAGAGUUUAGUUCAGUCCAGGGACCUUCUUUUGUUCCCUCCAGGCCACAACCACUACUGCAGCAGCCGUAUAUGCCUCAGGCACCUAAUCUAGGUUAUAAUAGUCAUCCAAGAAACCCCCCUAUGCCAACCUUGCAUCCUACACCUGGUCAAUCUAAUAUAUCUGCCCCACCCUUUACUGGUAAUACACCUCCAUUAAGGCCUUCACAAGUGGUAGGGCCUUUGGUUCCACCAUCUGCUGGCCCACCAACUUUCUCUGUCCACUCGGCAAACCCUGCUGGGAGAGCUAAUGCAUGGUUGCAAGCACCUGCAGGUCCAAAUACAGUUGGUCCUCAGAGGCCUCCUAUAUCAUUACAAUCCACUUCACCAUUUAAUGUUACAAAUAGCAACAUGGUUUCAACAAUGAAUACAACGUUUCAGCCAACUCCUUCACAACCUUCAUUACUACCCACAUCAGGACCUUCACCUGCACCUGCAAUGACACGAGCAAUGUUACCUGGAGUGCUCGCAAAUCCUGUCAUGGCUGCUGCUCCAAUUUCUUUGUCAAUGCCAUCAACUUUGAUCCCGCCGCCUCAUCCACAAUCAGGAGUUCAAAUAUCUGGCUCUGCAACUUCUCCGGCAACAACUCCCAAACCACUACAUCCUAGUUCAAAUGAUUUCACUUUCCAGCCAAACCGACCACAGAACCCUGCUUCCCAAAUGCCACUCAGGCCAAAUAUCCAGUAUGCACAUAACGGUAUGCCACCCAGAAAUCUUAAUAUACACCCACCUCAAGCACAUCAAAUGUCAUCUUUCCAUCCACCCGUGCAAAAUUCUGCACCUCCGCCUAUUAUGCAAGGCUUCCCAAGGCCACAAGUCAGCAACGAUAUACACCAACCUCGAGUUCAUAUGUCGUCUCCUAGAAAUCCAGCUUUCCCUAGUGCAUGGCCAGUAUCACCUCCAAGUUCAACCCCCCAAAUGGGAAUGAGGAAUUUCAGUCCAAGUUCGCAAAUGAUGAAUGCAGGAGGAGCUUUCCAAUUUAGGCCAGGGAACAUUCAGCCGCCGCAAAAUUAUCCAACUAGACCCCAAGGUGUUUUUAUCCCGAACCAGCAGUUCAACGGAAAUUUAGCGUUUCCUCCCAACAGGCCAUCUACAAACUCUUUUGGAAGACAGCAGAAUUAUGAUCCAUUCUCGCCGACUUCUGUUCCUCCCAGACCUCCAUUAAGUGUUAAUCCGUUGCAGCCGAGAAGCGAAGAGAAUGAUCCAGAGUAUGAAGACUUGAUGGCCUCAGUUGGAGUGAAAUGAUUCAAAGAAAUGGUUAACUGAUUCGUGUCUCCAAUCUCGUAUCACUUUGGCUGUGUUAGGUCUUGUAAGGAUGCGUUUCUUUAAUUUGUAAGAACCAAAGAAAAUCAUUACACCAGGUUUAACUUUUUUUAUACAUGAAAAACUGAAUACCAAAUAGUGUAUGAUAUCAUUAGUGACAACUGAAGUCUUGUUUUUCAUGUAUUAAUUCCUCAAAUAUUACUUUGCGAGGGUCUUUGGUUCAAUAAAGGGCAUGAGUGUUUGGGUUGGUA